CUCAAUUGCUGAGAAAUUCAAAUCUAAGAAAGAACUCAGUGAUAUAUUUCUAAACUUCAAUUCUUUCUAUAUUGAUAUUUAAUUGAAGUAUAUUCAUUGUGCAUUCAAUUAUACUAAUAAGCUCUUUUGAGAGUGCUUUUUAUUUACAAGAAUUGUUCUUGUUCUUCUUGUUAUUUUUUACGAUUCAAGAUUAUUAAAUCGUUACAUUACCGAAUAUGGGGUAUCGCUUGAAGAGGAGGGCUCCAUCCUACUUGAAGGAGUGAGUAAACGGUUUACUUUGCCCGGUUAAGGGAGCGGUAUAGUGAAAUCCUUGGGUGGUUUUCCUAAGGCGAGGACGUAAGCGAGUAUAGUCGAACCUCAUAAAAUCUCGGUGUCUUUCUCUUUCCUAAAUCUCUUUAAUUUUCUACAUAUAUAAAUUGCGUGGAUGCAUAAUUAAUUGCUGUAAAUUAAAUAAACAUUGAGAAUUGUGGAAACCUUGAUUAAAGAAAGUACAUUGAUUGCGGAAAUCUUGAUUUUUAAUCAUUGUGUUUGUGUGUGACAGUUGAAAAGAAAAAUAGUUAGAGUUCAAAAUUAACUAAAGGAACUUAUAAAAAGAGUUCAUAAAGAAAUUUUUUAAAAUCUCAAUUCACGCCCCUCUUGGGAGUACACCCUACUUUUUAAACACUUUGUACAAUCUAAUUUACACAAUAACUUUAAAAAUACACAAAAAAAAAAAAAUUACAGUACUUCUUUUACACUUAAAGUUAAUUAUAAAAAAAAAAUGGUCUACUUUUAGGAAAACAAAUUUUUUUUCUUUUUAAUUUUACAACUAAGCAUGAUUAAGAACUUAAUAAUUACAAAAUUUUACAUUAAUAUUUAAACAUAAGUAAUGUAAGAUCCAUAUUAAAAUAUACUGACCAUAGAAGUGUUAAACAACAUUUUAUAAUUGACUAUUUUUUAAAAAUAGGUGAAGUAAAUAUAUUUCGUAGCGUCAUUUAGAAAUUAAAAAAGUAUUAGGGAAAACAAGAAAAAAGACAAAAUAUUUCACUUUGUAUUUUUAUUUCUAAAGAAAAGAAAAUAUAUAAUAUAUUAGAAUUUUAAAAAUAAAAAUUUAAUUAGACCAUUAUCACCAGCAUUAACAAAUACAAUCAUUAUAUUUAUUCACGUCCGAAAAAUAAAAAUAAAAUAUAUAUUACGAAAGAAACGUAUUUAUACCAAAAUCAAAUUCCCAAAAAACCACUAGCUUCAUUCAACUCUAUUCGUCAAUCAAUCAGUUUUUUCGGUAUUUAGGAAUUGAGAAACUCCUCAGGAACCACCACCGGGCGAGAGAGGUAAAGCGGCGACAGCCCCGGCGUUUCGACGCCGCCGUCGGUCUCACGGCGCCCUCCGGCCGCCUUUUGUUUCUGCACGACUGACGACGACGGCGAUGGUGUAGUGGCGUCGCCGUGCACGCGAUGACGGAUUGGGGUUUUGGGGGGCUCGCGGUGGUCGGUGGCGGCAGGGGUCGCGUGAUCGGCCUUCUGGGCUUGGAGCGGAAGAACCUGCUGGCGAGGAGCGGCGGCAGCGUCCCCGGGAUUAUUGACGGACGGCGGAGGACGGGGGUAGAGGAAAUCGGUGGGGAAGAAGUAGUAGGACUGAAGACCCGCCAUGGAUGGAUCAAUCGAAGCUUCAAGGCGAAGAAGACGACUCUGGGAAUGCGGAGCGAAUUGAAAAAUCUGAAACCCUUGAGGGGCAGAAAUAGUAUUACGAAAUUUAUACGGGCAGAGAAGAAGCUACCUACCUGGGGAGAGUUUCUUGGACAUGACACAAGGCUCCAUUCCCUCCUCUUCUCGCGGCAAGGUUUCAAGAACCAGGGGUUUCCCUCCAUCAAUGGAAGGCUCUGCGGAGAAGCAGCAGCGGCAAUGGCGAAUCGAUCGAGAGAUACCUUCUAGGGGGCGUGAUAGGCAUGGAGUCUUCAUUACUGUAUUUGCAACAAUCCGAAUUCAUUUUCCCCAUUUUUCAUGAGAAGAUGAGAAUGAAAGAUGGUCCGGUGGGCGGUGGCUGAGCUGUGAAGCGCACAAAUUGUACAGCCAGAUUGCAUUGCAGAAACCAGAAUCGAAGUAUUUACAGCUUUCUUCUUGAUUUUUCAUGAUCAGCAAUGACAAUGAGUCUAAUUCAAACUUCAACGUGAUGGUUCCGAAGUGAUGGUUCUUUCUAAUAGGCCCCGCAUAAGGUCUGUAUUGAUCUGACUCUGAUUUUGUCUCUUUUUGCUCCUGAAUAUUUACUGGGUUUUUUGUUCAUCUUUCAAGCUAUUAUGAUAAUACUUGUGAUGGAUAUAUUGUGCGACGCA
Messenger RNA from Malania oleifera, 2308 nucleotides. RefSeq lists its product as uncharacterized. NCBI's taxonomy places the organism in Eukaryota, Viridiplantae, Streptophyta, Magnoliopsida, Santalales, Ximeniaceae. The transcript has 3 exons. The record is from RefSeq and is a predicted model, not a curated record. The coding region runs from base 1434 to 1910 and encodes 158 amino acids.